Messenger RNA from Trichoderma asperellum CBS 433.97, 1296 nucleotides. RefSeq lists its product as uncharacterized. Gene Ontology annotation, cellular component: nuclear pore. Gene Ontology annotation, molecular function: structural constituent of nuclear pore. The record is from RefSeq and is a predicted model, not a curated record. Lineage: Eukaryota; Fungi; Ascomycota; Sordariomycetes; Hypocreales; Hypocreaceae. Gene Ontology annotation, biological process: nucleocytoplasmic transport.
AUGGCGACCACAGGCGGCCUUUUUGGCGCCAAGCCAGCAGGAACAGGACUCUUUGGAGCCGCAACGACCGCGAGCCCGCAAACAACCACCGGCGGAGGUCUCUUUGGCGCCGCUACAACCACGCCGGCAGCGACGAAUACUGGCACAACUGGCGGCGGCUUGUUUGGCUCAACAGCGACUGCUCAGCCAGCUCAAGCAUCUGGUACAACUGGUGGUGGUCUUUUUGGAAGCAAGCCUGCGGCGACAACGACAACGGGAACGGGAGGAGGCUUGUUUGGCAAUACCGCGACCCCUCAGCAGCAGACAACCACUGGUGGAGGUCUGUUUGGAAGCACCCCUGCGGCCCAGUCCAGCGCCACAACCGGUGGUGGUCUUUUUGGAAGCAAACCCGCGGCGACGGCAACGGGAACAGGAGGAGGUUUGUUCGGCAGCGCUGCGCCCACUCAGCAGUCAGGAGGUGGCCUCUUUGGUUCGGGAACAACUCCAGCAGCAGCCACCACCACAGGAGGUGGUCUCUUUGGAGCAACUACAGCUCAGCCAGCACAGUCGACAAACCAAGUUGCCGCCGUCCAGGUCAACUAUGACAAUUUGCGACCACGAUCGCGAUUCGAUGACCUUGCUCAGCCGGUCCAGAACCAAAUUGCUCUCAUCGACAAAGGCAUCCAGCGCGUCAUCAAGAUGAGAGAUGAGAUUGGCGAAUUCAUGCCCCAGCAUGAGAAGGACAUUGAUCAGCUCGGUCGAGACGUCCAGUUUGUCGAGUCCAAGUUCAAGACAGUCCAAGACGCCCUCAACCGCGAUAUUCAGACUGUCAAGGCCCUACAAGACAUGACCAAGAAGAACGUCACCGACGCUCAGCUCUCCUUCAAGGCUGCGGACAACCUCAAGUUACCGACACACUACCACCAAACCGGCCUCUUCGCCGGCCCCCCUCCAACCAGCGACUCCAACUCAGCAGACGCUUCAUCGGCACAUGCCAGUGCCCAAGACCUCAUUACUUAUUUUAACCGCAUCUGCGAUGACGUCGAGAAAUAUAAGAAACGCCUGGACGAAUACCGGGCGCAGAUCGAGCGCGAUAUGCCCGGGGUGGAAAACGGCCUCUACGAACAGAUUCGCAGCCUGCGCGACCACAGCAACGCGCCGGUCCAGGACCAGCUGAGCCAGGUGCUCGCGGCGCUGCGGGAGAUGGGCAGCGCGAUCGUUGCCCAGGCUGGACAGAUUGCGGAUACGCGGGAGAGAUUAUCACGAUUGCAGGCUGGGUUCUUGGAUAACGGCCUGUAUUCUGGCAUUUCCUCAUAA